This is a messenger RNA of Lymnaea stagnalis (great pond snail), 180 nucleotides long. The record is from the annotation of a GenBank genome assembly. Lineage: Eukaryota; Metazoa; Mollusca; Gastropoda; Lymnaeidae.
CCACAGGACAUUGUAUUCAGUGUAAACUACAGAGCCAAUGACCAAAUCAGUGUGACGGAAGCAGAGGAAAUUGUGGCCCCUUGUAAAUGUGAUUCUCAUAUACGGACUGUGAAGGGCGAGCUAACAGCUAAAAAAGCUGGAAUUUACACACUCAUUUUUGACAACACAUACUCUAGGUAA